This is a messenger RNA of Procambarus clarkii (red swamp crayfish), 5115 nucleotides long. Its product is annotated as collagen alpha-1(XVIII) chain. The record is from RefSeq and is a predicted model, not a curated record. NCBI's taxonomy places the organism in Eukaryota, Metazoa, Arthropoda, Malacostraca, Decapoda, Cambaridae. Gene Ontology annotation, cellular component: extracellular matrix.
UCGAGCCUGGAGCUGACGGUUCUGCCGAGAAGUUGGUGUAACAUAUCGGAGUACAGUGCCUCAAUACGUCUUCCAGAGUGAACAAGUGCAUAUCAGAAUUAACAAAGACACCUGAUCCUGCAAGCAGUGCACCAUGGCACAGCAGUGAGUGUAUAAGAGUGUGAGAGGAGCGUCCACGUGGAGGACUCACACAUCAGGAUGGCAGCCGAGGUGUCUAAGACGGGGAAGAUCGGAGCGGGCGUGGUGCUGUUCCUGGUGCUGGCGGUGGUGGCCGUGCUGGCCGUGGGCUCCGCCGUCGGCUGGUAUGACCAAGAUGUUGAACCACCUCCUCCUCCAGGCUUCAAGGAGAGGCUGGAUGGUGGAAACCUUAAACCAGACCACAUGGAACCCUUCUACGACCACGAAACCCCCUGGCGUGCCUACGAAGAUGAAGUAAUUGAUGGGCAACACAUUGAUAGCGAGACAUCUGGGCUGUUCGUUCCCCAAGAGGAGUGGGUGGACGAGGUGGGCGUGGGCGGCCGGUGCGGAUGCAACAUGUCGGCUCUGAUGCGACUGGUGAGGACUCAGGUCCAGCGUGGACCCCCAGGACCCCCAGGCAGGGACGGCAAGCCCAGUCCUCCCGGACUCUCCGGCACGCCAGGACCCCAGGGCGAACGAGGACUGCCCGGGAGGAGAGGAGAGCGGGGAGAUCGGGGAGAGGUAGGCGCUCCUGGCCCUGAGGGACUCCAAGGACCCAAGGGCGAACCCGGGGUCGACGGCCUGGCGGGACCUGUAGGUCCUCCAGGACUCCCUGGUCCACCAGGACCUCGAGGCUGGACCUGGGGCGCUGACGAUACAAAGACGCCUGGAUGGCAGCUCCACUCUGGCUACCAGCCUGCUGGAGAGACCGUCGUCUUGGAGGCGCAGGGGCCAGACCUCGAGGCCCAGGGCCCUCCUGGCACUCCUGGAGCCGCAGGGCCAAGGGGUCCUAGAGGAUACGCUGGACCUAAGGGCGACCGCGGUCAUCAAGGUCUUAAAGGUCAAAAAGGCGAAGAGGGACCCCAGGGACCUAGCGGACGUCUGGGGAACAAGGGGACCCGAGGGCCCCCAGGAGUCGACGGGCUGCCUGGAACCCCUGGCCACAAGGGGCAGAAAGGUGACCGCGGGCUACCGGGGCGGGGACGGCCAGGGCCCAAGGGCGCCCAGGGAGACAAGGGCAGCCAGUUCUACUCCCCGGAGGAGGUUCGAACCAUGGUCCUCACUUCACUUCAGGUCUUCGUCGACACCAACCCCUCACACAUGACCGACUUCAGAGAGAUCGCCAAGAAGAUCGAGGUGGUGCUGCCGAGGGGGGCUGACGGGAUCCCAGGAAGUCCCGGACCUGCAGGACCUAAGGGCGAGGAAGGUCGCCAGGGACCCACAGGACCCCCAGGGUACCCAGGCGGUCCAGGACCCGUGGGUGACGCCGGGGAGCAGGGACCUGUAGGACGUGACGGACAGCCGGGACAGAAGGGUGAGACAGGACCCCCAGGACCCAUCAUGCUUGCCAACGGCACUCUUAUUGAAAUUAAGGGCCAGAAGGGUGAUGCAGGUGUGGACGGGGAGCGAGGCUUGCGAGGUCCCCAGGGUCCCCCAGGACCACCAGGACCACCAGGACCACAGUCAGGACAAGGACCCUUCACAGCGGCCAGGGACACCACCCACGCCUACGAUGUAUCCGGAAUUAAGGGUGACAAGGGUGAGAGAGGACCCCCUGGCCCUCCCGGCCCUCCUGGAGCAGGCAGCAGUGCCAUGGGGCGAGGUGCCACCUACACCAACGGCGGCGUCUUCGGUAUCAUGGCCCAGCCUCGCCCUCGUCCUGGACAGAGCGACUACGGCCACGUCAGCAUCUUGGAGGACGACGAAGAAGGGAAGAUUGGGCCACCUGGACCCCCAGGGCCAGAGGGACCCCCAGGACCCCCAGGACCCCCAGGGCCACCAGGGCCACAGGCACAGGGCACCAGUGACCCCCAGUUCAUCCCGGUGCCUGGCCCACCGGGGCCCGCGGGACCCCCAGGAACACCAGGAUCACCGGGAUCACCAGGCACUACGGCUUUUGCCACCCCUAGGAAGUACGGCUUUGGUCCUGGCAACUCUCGCGAGAGUACCAGCAUGUUCGCAUCGCUGCCCACCACUCCCAACCUCGGCCUCGACCUGGGCUCCAGCUCUCCCCUCUCCUUCACCUCCAGGCCAGCCAUGCUCCAGGCCUGGUCCAGACACUCGAGGGGCACUCUGGCCUACGUCCUGGACGACGACUCACUCUUCCUGAGGGCCUCCCGUGGCUGGCGGCAGGUGACGCUUGGAGAGGUGCUGGCCCCAGAGCUGACGCCCGCCCCACCCCAGAGACCCUCAACCCCCAUCUCUGUCAACCCCAACGUCGAGACGCUGCCUGAAGAACUAGCCACUGAUCACAGCGCUGGCAGGACCUGGUGGGGAGAACCAUUGACUACAGACACAGAGAACGAACUAUGGAACUUAAAGGAGCUGAGAGUGGCGGCGCUGAACGAGCCGUGGGCGGGCAACACCAGGGGCGUGUCCUCCGCCGACUACGCCUGCUACAGGCAGGCCCGCACAGCUGGGCUCAGGGGCUCCUUCAGAGCGAUGCUAUCUGGUCCAAGACAUGAUGUCGCCUCGUUGGUCCGCUUUGCUGACCGGCAACAGCCAAUCAUCAACCUCCAAGGGGAGCAGGUCCUGGGCUCCUGGCGGGACGUUGUGUCCGGGGAAGGUGGACAGUUCCUGGAGCAGCCGAGGAUAGUCUCCUUCGACGGCAGAGACGUCUUGACCGACAGCUCCUGGCCGGUGAAGUACGUGUGGCACGGCUCCAACAGGUACGGGGAGUCUCUGCUCAGCCACAACUGCAACGCCUGGUCCAGCGCCUCCUCCAGCACCUUCGGAAUGGCCGCGGCUCUUCACUCUCUCAAGCUGCUCGACCAGCAGAAGGUCGCCUGUGAUAACCGCCUCAUUGUCCUGUGUAUCGAGAGUUCCAGCACCCUGCCUAAGCGUAGAAAACGCGACGCUCGCGAUACCACGUGGGAGCAUAGUGACAUUAAUCGACCAGAAGGGCAGGAUAUCGAUCCUGUAACUAGUGAUCUUGAACAUGAAAAUAAUGAUAUAUCCGGUAAAUUAGCAGCAGGUGCGUCUCCGGAUUGUGAACUCCCUACUACAACGUAUAAUAAAGAAAAUCAUAUAAGUCAUACGAGUGAAAGCAGAGACGAGGAAAGCACAACGCUACUAGUGAGUUCAGAAGGUCUUGACGCGCCUUCCAACCUCAUCAAAGAAUUGUAUGUAAUAUGAGAGACAUUUGCAAAAACAAAAUAUAUAUAUAUAAUAUUAAUAAUUGCGUGAUCUCUACUAUAUUACUUCGCUUCGUGGUCUGUUUACCUCUUCCGUCUGCAUCUACGUCGGUCGCCUUCAUAAAGAAAAUGUUUGGAGCAACACGGGUUUCCGCAGAGUACGAGUACCGAAGCUUUGCUAUACUUGAGGUUUCUGCAGAGUACGAGUACCGAGGCUUUGCUAUGCUUGAGGUUUCUGAAGAGUACGAGUACCGAAGCUUUACUAUAUUUGAGGUUUCUGCAGAGUACAAGUAUGAAGGCCUCAGUAUACUUGAGGUUUCUGCAUAGUAUGAGUACCGAGGCUUCACUAUUCUUAAGGUUUCUGCGGAACACAUGUACUUAGACUUCACUAUACUUAAGGUUUCUGCAGAGUACAAGUAACAAGGCUUCACUAUUGCUAAGGUUUCUGCAGAGUACGAGUGCCAAGCUUUGCUAUACUUAAGGUUUCUGCAGAGUACGAGUACCAAGCUUUGCUAUACUUAAGGUUUCUGCAGAGUACGAGUACCAAGGCUUCGCUAUCCUUGAGAUUUCUGUAGAGUCGAAUACCAAGGCUUCACAAUCCUUGGGAUUACUGCAGAGUACGAGUGCCAAGGUUUUGCUAUACUUAAGGUUUCUGCAAAGUACGAGACCCAAGGCUUCGCUAUACUUAAGGUUUCUGCAAAGUGCGAGUGCCGAAGUUUCCCCCAUACUUGGGUUUUCUAUAAUUAAAGCUAAAACCGUUCCACUGUUUAUGGGUAUAUAUUCGGCUUCUCUAGACCGUCUAUCCAUAUCCUCACCUAGCAGGCCUUGGUGGAGGUAUAGGGCCUUGCAUCAAGACCAUGUCUGUGCAUAGUGCUUCAUGUAACCGAGUCUUCCAGUAUGAGAUGCCUUUGAUAUGCUCUAUGAAACUGAUGUCUUCCAAUAUGUAAAUACAUGUUAAGAAUCUUAACAUAUUCCUAUGUACACAUACAAGCUCUUCCAUGUUAACCGAGUUUGUGUUAUAUUUUUCUGUGUCUGUUGAGGCUUUACAAGCGUGUACAUAGUAGUGUUCUAAGAUAUUUCGCGUGACCUUAUCCAAGGGGAUUGUUAUUAAUUAAACUGUAUAGGUCUUUGUUGUCUAGCAAUACUGUCCAGUUAUGAAUGACCCGAUAUAAAUAUGGUCCGCUACGUUUUUCGAUAUAUUCAUGAAUAGUAAGUGUAGCCUAGUGGAUUAGUAAGUGUUAGUAAUCUCAUUUGUGUUGCCAUUCAUAGUUUCGUCACUUACGAUAGUUCCUAAAUUUCAUCUACGAUAGAUCCUAAAUUGCCACUUACGAUAGUUCCUGAAGUAACUCAUACGAUAGUUCCUAAAUUCACACCUACAAUAGUUACUGAAUUCUACGAUCUUCACGGACUAAGUUACUCAUCUUCCAGAAUUAUGAGUUUCGCUUAAAAUAUUUGUUCAUCCACUGCUAUAACAAAUCUCUCAGUUAUUUACAAUCUCUCGUGAACUUUAAAAUUCAUAAGUUCUCGAGACCAUCAAAAAAUAACUUUACACUCGAAAUCAUCUAGAUUUUGGGCUUCACUUAGAUUUUUGAGAUAUUAACUCACACUUUAUACUUAUGGUCGACUAUAUAUAAUCUCAAACUACUUACAAGCUGCUCUGGGCUCAUCUUAUGUAGUGUUUAAGUGUCUCUUUCACUUUUGCAAGUUUAUGAUGAAUGCUGAAACAUUUAAAAUGCUGACAACUUAAUUAUUAAUGUGAUUGUUAUUUAUUGUAAGUCCUAUUAAUAAUAAAUAUUGUAUUAAA